Messenger RNA from Thecamonas trahens ATCC 50062, 1074 nucleotides. RefSeq lists its product as uncharacterized. The record is from RefSeq and is a predicted model, not a curated record. NCBI's taxonomy places the organism in Eukaryota, Apusomonadida, Apusomonadidae. The transcript is spliced from 2 exons. The coding region runs from base 1 to 1074 and encodes 357 amino acids.
AUGGGCAAAUACCUUUGCGUGGCAUGUAUGCUGGCAGUGGUGGUGGUUGUGGGCAUGAGUGUGGAGGCGGAGGCGAGCGUGCGGACUGUCUUUGUCUCGCCAACCGGUUCGGACAGCAACAGCGGGAGCGAGUCAUAUCCGUUUGCCACACUCGGGCAUGCCAUUACCUCUGCUGGCGAGAAUGGAACAGUCAAUGUCCUGGCAGGCGUUUACACUCGCAUUCCGUCCAUUGAUGUCGAUGGCAUUGUCAUCAACGGCUACCCUGAUCUCAAGCCGAGGAAGCAUGUCAUCUCCUUCCUCCACACCUAUCCCUCGCCCGUCCUGUCCAUCUCGGCCAAGCGAGUCAUCAUCAACGGCAUCGGCUUCUCGCAGUCACGCGGGUACGCCGGUACCUACGGCGCUGUUCAUAUCGCCCGCCCGGCCGAGGUCGCCAUGCAGCAAUGUGAGUUCUGGGACAACUCGGUCGGGAUCUCAGUCAUGGGCGGCUCGGUGGCUGUCGGCCAGACCGCGUUCUCCACCAUCCUCUCGGACGGCAAGUCCGGCACGGCGGUGCUCAUGCAGUACGGCGACUUUGGCAACGGCGGCCAGGCCGCGCUUGAAAACGCGGUCGUGUACGGUGGCACGGAUCUGAGCUCGGCCAAGGGGACGGCGGUCAAGAUCUCGGGUGGGCCGGCGACGUUUGAGGCGUUCAACACGGUCUUUGCCAACCUCGCUGCAGUCUCGACCAUGGGCUACAUCAACAAGGAUGUCCAGCUUGUGUUCUCGUCGGCCAACGUGACCGGAACAACCCGUGCGUUCUACGCGUACGGCAUGCAGCAGCCAGGUCGCGGCCAGCUGACCAUCGAGAACUCGGUGGUGGCCAACGGCGGCGGCUCGGACGUCGACGGCCCUGGCGUGUCGGUCGGCUCCGGCGUGACGGCGUCAAUGUCGGUCAUCGACUCGACGCUCGUCGACAACUCGGCGGCCGAUGGCUCGCCGGCGUGGUGCUCUUCCUCCUGCGGCUUUGUUGCCGACAAUGUCUCAUCGCAGCACAACACUGCCAAGUCGCAAACCGGCAAGUGUCCCGGCGUGUAG